Messenger RNA from Monascus purpureus, 2211 nucleotides. Lineage: Eukaryota; Fungi; Ascomycota; Eurotiomycetes; Eurotiales; Aspergillaceae. The record is from the annotation of a GenBank genome assembly.
AUAUGAUCGGCGUGGAGAGGUUGGCAUGAACGUCCCGCCCUAACAGAAGUUCACGGCCGCUCUUCCAUCUCCGCAAUCACCUGAGGUACCUUAGGUAGCUUCCCCUGUCCCCGUCAGCCGUGUUUCUCCCACGGGCAUGGACUACGCAAUGCUGCUGUUGAUAAAAUGACUCUAUUUAUUUAUUGGCUCCGGCGGCUCUAUUCACUUGACACUCUCGAUACCCGUUUCACUGCCUCAGCGGACACUCCCUCCAGAGUUGCUGGAGACGCACGACCUCCCUCCGAGAAAGAUGCCCGCGCAAAUGCAAUUGCACACGGUGCUUCGCCAUCUAAAUGGCGUACGCCCGAAUUUUACUUCUACUAUUUCGUCCACCUCACUGUCGUGCCGAUGAUGUUCAAAACGGCGAUGGAUGUCUCGCAGGAGAGCUUUCCCACUUAUCCAACUUACUCGAAUUUGUUAUCGCCAGGCUGGAUUCCAGGCCGUAAAGUGGAUAACUCUGAUGCGCAGUACGCGAGCUUCCGCGAUAAUAUCCCAUACCUUCUUGUCCUGCUAGUUGCCCACCCAUUACUCCGUCGUGUAUAUGACGCCUUUAUAACUCCUUCGAAUGCAAAGGUUCCUACAAAACCUGGAACCUCGUCUUCGGCUGCCGUUGGAGAUGCUCGUCUCGAACGGCGGACGCAGUUCGACUUCUACUUUGCUCUUGUGUUUAUUGCAGCUCUCCAUGGGCUAUCUGCGCUGAAGGUCCUAUCCAUUCUGUACAUCAACUAUAAAAUCGCCAAGGGUCUGCCUCGAUCUUAUAUUCCAGCAGCUACAUGGGUGUUCAAUAUCGGUGUCUUGUUCGCGAAUGAGCUCUGUGGGGGUUACCCAUUCGAACGCAUAGCGGCCCAUUUUGCGCCUGCAAUAGGUGACACCGGGAAAGAAGCCGGUGUUAUCAUGUGGGGUCGCUGGCUCGAUAGUAUUGGUGGUCUCAUGCCUAGAUGGGAGAUUCUCUUCAGCAUUACAGUGCUCCGACUAAUCAGCUUCAAUAUGGAUUACUACUGGAGUCUUGACUACCCAGCUGCCAGUGAAAUCGAGGUAAGGUCUACAGCACCAGUUGUUCAAAUAAUCACCGUUUCUAACAGCCACAAGAAGAAGCAACUCGACCCUGCAGCGUUGUCGGAUCGUGACCGCGUCAGAAUCCCAGCAGAACCAUCUACGUAUAACGGCCGCAACUAUAUCGCCUACCUCCUCUAUUCUCCUCUUUAUCUGACCGGACCCAUCCUGACUUUCAACGACUACAUCUCCCAGCAAAGAUAUGCAGCGAAGUCCAUUACGACUAUCCGCACUCUGCUAUACGGCAUCCGCUUCUUUCUCAUCUUGCUCUGCAUGGAGCUCAUCCUCCAUUACAUUUACGCCGUAGCCAUCUCCAAGGCAUCCCCAGACUGGUCCAAGUACACACCGGGUCAACUCAGCAUGCUCGCCUACUUCAACCUUCACAUAAUCUGGCUGAAACUCCUGAUCCCUUGGCGCUUCUUCCGCCUCUGGGCUCUGGUCGACGGAAUUGAUCCCCCCGAAAAUAUGAUCCGCUGCAUGUCCGACAAUUACUCAGCCUUUGCCUUCUGGCGCGCCUGGCACCGCUCCUUUAAUCGCUGGAUCGUCCGCUACCUGUAUGUUCCCUUGGGCGGGGGCGGGGGUGGACGUCACUCUAGCAGCAGAGGCAGUGGUAGUAGUAGUAAACCUGCCGCUCCAGUUUUCAACCUCCUCUCCAAGGCACGUCGAGUCUUGAAUACCCUGGCCGUAUUUACCUUCGUCGCCCUUUGGCACGACAUCAAUCUCCGCCUGCUCAUGUGGGGCUGGCUUAUCACACUCUUUGUCCUGCCCGAAGUCAUCGCGACGCUUCUCUUCCCUCCCUCCCGCUGGCGCUCUCGACCCACUGCGUGUCGCGUUCUUUGCGGAAUCGGUGCCGUCGGCAACAUCCUUAUGAUGAUGAUGGCUAACCUGGUGGGAUUUGCUCUCGGAUUGGAUGGGUUGAAGGGGCUCCUGGAUGGCAUUUUCGGGUCGUACUCCGGCAUAGCGUAUAUGGUUGGUGCCUGUUCGGCAUUAUUUGUGGGUGUUCAGAUUAUGUUUGAGGUUAGGGAGGGAGAGUUAAGGGCUGGUAUUAAUUUAAAGUGUUAAGUUGGUUGUUGAUAGAGUCGUUUUUAUGUAAUAUAAACAUUACUAGUACAAUUAAUU